UUCUUCAUAAUUUUGUCACAAAAUUCACAAUGUGAAUUACGAGUAAAAUCCGUCUGACAUUCUCCACGAUUUGUCAUCUAAAUUCUUUGGGAAACAUUUUGUCUGAUUUAGAGCUGCAGAGUGGCAAGUUUCCAACGUAUUCUGCAGAUAUUUUGUGAGCGAAUUCGAUCGCUGUUAGUUAGCUGCUUGUUUGUGGUUUGUGAUCUACCAAGAACUGAUCGGGAAAUUAUGCCAGCGAUUCAAGAAAAACUUGCAGCCACAGGCGUCGUCAGCCGUCUGAGGAGUACGUUGGCCACUGGAAAUUAUUACGACGUCGAGUUUUCUGUUGGCCGACAGUUUGGAGCGCCGAAGUUCCUGCGCGCACACAAAUUGUUGUUAAGCAUCAGCAGCGACGUUUUUGUUCGGAUGUUCUACGGAAAUCUGCCAGAUAAAUGCGAGUCUCCUAUUGAUGUUCCUGAGAUUCCGCCAGAUGUCUUCCUCAACAUGCUCAGUUUUGUGUACACGGACGCCGUGCAGAGCCUGACUGUCGACAAUGUAAUCCCGACCAUGCACUGCGCCGAGAAAUACAAUAUUCCGCCGCUGUUUGAUCUGUGCUCCGAAUUCAUCAUCCGUCAGCUCAACGUGGACAACUGUCUGACUGUUCUGCAGAGCGUGAUACAUCUGGACGCGGGUGUGGUUGUGGAAAAAUGCCGGGAGAUACUGGACACCCACUCCUUGCCCGUACUGCAACCGCCGCAGUUUCCGGAGAUGGAUAAUGGUACUAAACUGCGGAUGAUGGUGGCACGGAAUACACUAUCCGCUGCACGGCAUCUCAUCCAUGCGGCCGCAGCGCCACCAGAGAACCGUGCUGAUGCGACUGAAACGGCGCGAGUUGAUGCGACGUCGAUUGCCAAGGAGGCCAAGGAAAAAGCGGGCGCGAGCAGUGCAGCGGAAGGGGAUGACGAAGAGAACCGGCAGCUCAUGGCUGAAGCGGAGGCCGCGGCGGUGGCACAGCGGAAAGCCAGUUCUGAUGGCAGGAGGGAGCGACGCCGCCUGCAGCGCCGGGAGAAUCGGCCGGAGGUUCGGCGUCAAGAACGCCAGCGGAAAGCUGCGCGGGCCCACGACACGGAAGAGGAGCGGCAGCAGCGGCGUACCGAACAUGAAGAGCGGACACAGCGGGAGCAGGCCGAAAGUUAUGCGCGGUGUGUACAAGAACAUUACAGCCGCUUGAAGCGCCAAAAGGCGGAUGAGAUUGCUGCAGCGGAGAUGGAACUGGACGCUAGUAGCCAGUUCAAUUUAAACUUCAAUUGUCAUAGAAAGGAUUACUCUGGGUCAGCGUUGCCGUUACGUUCCAGUACACUAUGUUUGCAGAUUUAUUCCGGAAUACGACUUGUACAGUAACCAUAAUAAUUAAAACAUUUGAAAAGCUGUAGACAAAAAUUGCGAAGUGUCACGUAAUUGCUUGUAAUCGAAAUAAUUACGCUAAAUCGUAACCAACCCAUCAUUGUUGACUACAAUGACUAAUCAACUGGAC
Messenger RNA from Paramacrobiotus metropolitanus, 1513 nucleotides. RefSeq lists its product as uncharacterized. The coding region runs from base 229 to 1380 and encodes 383 amino acids. Gene Ontology annotation, molecular function: protein binding. The transcript has 4 exons. The record is from RefSeq and is a predicted model, not a curated record. Lineage: Eukaryota; Metazoa; Tardigrada; Eutardigrada; Parachela; Macrobiotidae.